Molecule: messenger RNA, 1278 nt
Organism: Ilex paraguariensis (yerba mate)
Lineage: Eukaryota; Viridiplantae; Streptophyta; Magnoliopsida; Aquifoliales; Aquifoliaceae
Source: the annotation of a GenBank genome assembly
AUGGAGCCAUCUUCUUCCUCCUCUUCUCCUUCCACUUCCCCUCUCAGGAGAACACCUUUCUCUACAUACCUCUUCGCCUUACUAUCUUUCGUCGUCUUCCUCACAGUCCUCUACAGUGAAGACUUGAGUUGUCUAUUUGGCCACCUUGGCUUCGACAUUAACGCUUCAGAUCGAUCCAUUGCAAACACAGAGAAUGAAGGAGAAAAGUUGCCAUUUGCAAUCGGAGAGACCAUAAAAGGGUGCAACUUGUUCAGUGGGAAGUGGGUUAGGGACAACUCGACUCGGCCGGUUUACCAGGAAUCCGACUGUCCGUUCCUACCACCACAGGUGACAUGUCGAGGACACGGAAGACCUGAUAAGGAAUACCAGUACUGGAGAUGGCAGCCUCAUGGUUGUUCUGUCCCAAGCUUCAAUGCCACAUUGAUGAUGGAAACACUUCGAGGGAAGAGAAUGAUGUUCGUCGGCGAUUCACUAAACCGUGGCCAGUUUCUCUCCAUGGUCUGUCUUCUCCAGUCGAUCAUCCCAGAACAUGCUAAAUCCAUGCAUAAAAAUGGUUCUCUAACUGUUUUCUCAGCCAAGGAUUACAAUGCAACGAUUGAAUACUACUGGGCACCGUUUCUUCUUGAAUCAAACGCCGACGAUGCUGAUGUUCACAGGAUGUCUGAUAGAACUGUUAGAAAAGGGUCGAUCAAUAAGCAUGGGAGGAAUUGGAAAGGAGUUGAUAUUAUGGUGUUCGAUACCUAUGUGUGGUGGCUGACAGGAUUAAAGUUUAAGAUUUUGAAAGGUUCAUUCGAGGAUAAAGUGAAAGACAUUGAAGUGCUAUCAACAGAGGAUGCUUAUCGUAUGGCAAUGAACGAUAUGUUGGGAUGGGUAGACAAGAACAUGGACCUUAAGAAGACUAGAGUCUUCUUCACCAGUAUGUCACCUUCUCAUAAUAUAAGCACAGAUUGGGGAGGCAGUCCAAACGGAAACUGCUACAAUGAAACAACAAUGAUAGAAAACCCCACAUACUGGGGAUCAGACACUCGGAAAAGCAUAAUGCAGGUGAUCGGAGAAGUGUUUGGAAGCUCGAGAGUCCCCAUAACAUUUCUCAACAUCACAAAGCUAUCGAGUUACCGUAAAGACGCACACACUUCAAUAUACAAGAAGCAGCUUCUCCCAUUGACCCCUGAGAAGAGAGCAAACCCUGCUGGAUAUGCUGAUUGCUGGCAUUGGUGUCUCCCUGGGGUUCAAGAUACUUGGAACGAGUUGUUAUUCACCAAGCUUUUCUAUCCUUGA